This is a messenger RNA of Scheffersomyces amazonensis, 2674 nucleotides long. It is a transcript of the gene SEC1, whose product is annotated as Sec1p. NCBI's taxonomy places the organism in Eukaryota, Fungi, Ascomycota, Pichiomycetes, Serinales, Debaryomycetaceae. The record is from RefSeq and is a predicted model, not a curated record. Gene Ontology annotation, cellular component: secretory granule; plasma membrane. The coding region runs from base 271 to 2484 and encodes 737 amino acids. The transcript has a single exon. Gene Ontology annotation, biological process: intracellular protein transport; vesicle-mediated transport. Gene Ontology annotation, molecular function: syntaxin binding.
GGGAAUUCCUCUACGACAUGUCAGAAGAAAAGCAAAUAUGUCUAGACAGAUAUUGUGGAAAGUCGGGAAUGGUCAAUGGCCAUUUGAAACUUUAACUUGUCCAACAUACUUUUAGCAGCUAAACCUUACUACCUGUAGUUUAGUAACUUAUAACUAGUGACUACAAACUAGUAUAGGGGAAAAGAAAGAAAAAAAAAAAAGCCCAACUAAAAUUAAUCUAAAAAGACCAUAGACAUACAUUUUGAUAGACUACCUGGAUCACCCUACCAAAUGCAGAAAAGUACGGAUCCUAACUCAUUAUUGACGCUACAGGCUGACUAUAUUAUUAAAGAAAUUAAACUGGUUCAAAUCGAGAAUCCCGGAGGUUUAUACUCAUUAAUCAUUGAUGAAAAAGUCGAAUCCAUACUAUUCCGAGUGCUUAGUAAAGAGCAAUUAUUAAGAAUUGUAACAUCUAUAGAAAAGAUUGAUGAACCAAGACGACAAAAUUCAUAUUUACAAGCCAUUUAUCUUUUGGAUUUAUCGGUAUAUAAUUUAAAAUGUAUAUUAACCGAUAUUCAAACUCAUAGAUAUAAAAAUGGUAUAGCCAUGUUCAUCCCUAGUUAUGAUAAUCAUAGUAUGAACUUUUUCAAUUCGACUAAAUUCUUAGGCAACCCCACCGUCACUCAGUACUUAAUUCAGGUGAAGAAUUGUUAUUUGGAUUUGUAUCCUCAGGAAUCUCGAGUGUUUUUAACUGAUAAUAAGACUCCUAAUUCUAUGCCUAUCUACUUUAAUGAGAAUUGCGCUCAAUUAGUUAUGCCACAAAUUAAAUUGGCUGCUAAGGCAUUAGUUAAUUUAAUGAUAAUUACCGGUGAGUAUCCAUUAAUUCGAUUUUAUAAUCCAAAUGAAUUGAAUCCUAAUUCGUAUACGGCAUCUCGAUUAUCGGAAUUAAUUGCUCAUGAAGUUCAACAACAAAUUGAUAAUUAUGCUCGAGAGAAUCUUGAUUUCCCUCCUCCUUCCGAUGGUAAACCAAGAUCAAUUCUACUUAUAGUGGAUAGAACUAUUGAUUUAUAUUCUCCUUUAUUACAUGAAUUCACUUAUCAAGCCAUGGCCAUGGAUAUAGUUCCUAGUUUAGAAAGAAAGGGCAUUUAUGAAUAUAAUUUUGAAGAUGAAACAGGUAAAGUUAAUCAAAAUAAAGCCAUAUUGGAAAAUGAACAUGAUCAAACUUGGAUAAGUCUUAGACAUUAUCAUAUUAUAGAGAGUUCUGAAUUAAUGACAAAGAUAUUUAAUGAUUUUGUUCAGAAUAAUCUGUUAUUAGUGGAUAGAUCUAAAGUAUCUACUACUAGUGAUAUUCUGUAUGUUAUGGCUCAUUUAAAGGGAUUUGAUGAAGAAAGAAGAUUUAUGGUAUUACAUAAGACAUUAAUUGAAGAAUGUCUUGAUUUAAAUACUAAGCGCAAAUUAGCCGAAUUUGCGGCGGAUUUCGAACAAACUUGCGCUUCUGAAGGGGUAACAUUUGAAGGAGAAAGAAAUAAAACUUUACAUAAUGAUUUAAUUAUCUUAUUGGCUCGAGAUGAUUUAACUGUGAAUGAUAAAAUGAGAUUAGUAUUAAUCUAUGGAUUAUAUAGAGGAGGAUUAAUUGAAUCUGAUUUUAAGAAAUUAGUUAAAUUCAUUGGAGUUAAUGAUCGACAAAUCAUUAGUCUUAUCUCUCGAUGCUUUGAGAAUUUACAUAAGUUAGGAUUUCCUGUAAUAAAGGCUAAUGUGAAGGAUAAGCGCGUGGUUAAGAAGAUGUUUCAUACUAUAAAUAAUGAGGGAACGUAUAAUACUUCCCGAUUCGGUCCGGCCUUAAAGUCCUUAACGCAGAGUCUUAUUAAAUACAAUUUGGAUGAAGAUUGGUUUCCGUAUUUCAGAGAUAAACCACUUCAGGAGGACUUACCAGCUAGUGCUCAGCUCCAGAACCAACACCAACAACCAUCAGACAAUGGGAAUGGAACGUUGAGGAAUGCUCGAGUUCGUCCAGUGUGGGCUCAGUCCUUAAACUCCACCAAUUCCAUUAGAAGUAGCCAUUCUCUCUAUCAACAACAGCAUCAAUCUAAACAAAAAGUCUUUUGUUAUGUGGCAGGAGGUAUAACCUAUUCGGAAAUGAGAUCCAUCUAUGAAUUGUCUACGUCCUUAAAUAAGGAUAUCUAUAUUGGAUCGGAAUCCAUCUUAAAGCCUCGGGAUUUCUUAAUUGGAUUGCAAACCAUCGAUACAGCCAAGAGCUUAAUGGAUUUGGAUUUGAAUCUUAUGAAACAAAUGCAUAAGUCCAGUGAACCACCUGCUUUCUUGUUGGAUGAUGGAAGACCCAAGGCACCUCCAGCACAAGCUCAAAGACAGUCAUUACCCAAUACUUCAGGGACUUCUACUCCACAGCAGUAUCCUAAGAGAUCAUCAUCAGUUAGUGUGACAUCGUCACCGGAGAAGAAGGAGAAGGAGAAGACUCGGUCUCGAUUAAAGAAGCUCUUUAAGUAGAGACUCGAUAGAGACGAGGAGACUGUUAAGUAGACACUUGAGCUUUAGACUGAACUGAAGACUCUAACAGUUUCACACUGUAACACUCUGUACAAUCUAUUGUUUAUACUAUAAAUACUAUAAGUACUAAUACUAUAUAUACUAUAAAUACUAUAAAUACUAAUACUAUACAUACUAAUACUAUACAUAC